Messenger RNA from Epithele typhae, 1482 nucleotides. Its product is annotated as Indoleamine 2,3-dioxygenase. The record is from RefSeq and is a predicted model, not a curated record. Gene Ontology annotation, molecular function: metal ion binding; indoleamine 2,3-dioxygenase activity; heme binding. Bases 1 to 1482 code for a protein of 493 amino acids. Lineage: Eukaryota; Fungi; Basidiomycota; Agaricomycetes; Polyporales; Epitheliaceae. Gene Ontology annotation, cellular component: cytoplasm. The transcript has 4 exons. Gene Ontology annotation, biological process: 'de novo' NAD+ biosynthetic process from L-tryptophan.
AUGCAGUCGCUUCACAUCAACCAUUUCCUCAGUCUCCAGCGCCCUGAUGUCUUCGCUCCCGCCGCCGCCGGCAUCCCCGAUGUGUCGACCCUCGCGGCCCAUGACUUCGAUGUAGACACUCGCACUGGGUUCAUGCCGCCCCAACCCCCGAUCGCCCGCCUACCCGCCGCAUGGGAGCUCUGGGAGGCCACGCUCGACGAUGCCAUCAACAGCAAGCUCGAGCUCGUUGAUAAGCCUGGUAUUUCGCAAGAUGACGAAGAGCGUUCGGCGCAUUGGCGGAGCUCGGUCCGAAAGCUGCCCAUCCUUUGUACUGAGGAAGUCAAGGCAUCCGAGAUCCUUCUCCGUCGCGGGCACUGCGUGCUGGCCUGGAUCAUGCACUUCUACGUGCACACGACGCCGGUCUCGGAGAUGAGCAUCCACAUCCCAGCCCCCGUCACGGUGCCGCUCCUUCAGAUCUGCGCACAGCUCCAGUUGCCGCCUGUUCUCACCUACUCGGACGACGUUCUCUACAACUGGGCGUUCAAGACCCCGCCCGCAGCCAACACCCACUUCGAGCCCAAGAAUGAGCUAUACAACCUCCGAUGCAACACGCUUUUCACCGGCUCGACCGACGAGGAGGAGUUCUAUCUCUCGUCUGCGCGCAUCGAGCUCCGCGGCGUGGAAGCGCUCUCGCUCAUGCGCGCGAUCAUGGACGAGGCCUUCGUCAACGACGCGAUCGCCCACCGCCGCAUCACGUCGUACCUCACCGAGCUCGCGGGCGUCGUCCGCCACUGCCGCCAGUUGCUCGGCGCGGUCCGCGAGGGGUGCGAUCCCAGCACGUUCUACCACGAGAUCCGCCCCUGGUUCCGCGGCUGCGACUCGGACACGCGCGGCCGCCGGUGGGUCUUCGACGGCCUCGAGCUCGACCCGAGCCUCGAGGUGCCCACUGAGCUCUCGGGCCCCAGCGCGGGCCAGAGCUCGAUGAUCCACGCGCUCGACAUCUUCCUGGGCGUCGAUCGCUACUCGCACUCGAACUUCAAGGCCGCCACCGCCGCGCCAGCGACCCCGCCUGCAUUCCCGCCCCCGCUCCAAGCGUCCUCCAGCUCGUCGUCGUCGUCGUCGUCGUCCUCAUCCUCCUCUCCUUCGCACGCCGCGACCCCCUUCCUCACACGGAUGCAGAAGUACAUGCCGCGCCACCACCGCGCGUUCCUCCGGCACCUGCACACGAGCCCGCGCCCGCUCCGGCAGCUCGUCGAGGCCGCGAACGACGACCGGCUGCGCGCCGCAUACGACGAGGCGGUGACCGCGCUCAAGGAGUUCCGCGACGAGCACGUCCGGAUCGUCGCGCUCUACAUCAUCGUGCCCGCGCGCCAGGGCCAGGGCGCGGCGGUGAGCACCGGGGCGGGCGUGCCGAAGGGCACUGGCGGCACGGACGCGUACCAGUUCGUCAAGGGCGUGCGCGACCAGACUGCGGGUGCGAUCAUGGGCCCUCGAAGGGUGUGA